This is a messenger RNA of Scomber japonicus (chub mackerel), 1283 nucleotides long. RefSeq names its product cell adhesion molecule 2b (gene cadm2b). Bases 57 to 1283 code for a protein of 408 amino acids. The record is from RefSeq and is a predicted model, not a curated record. Lineage: Eukaryota; Metazoa; Chordata; Actinopteri; Scombriformes; Scombridae. The transcript has 11 exons.
GACAGUCAAACGCGAGUGGAGUGUCGACGUAAAAUUGUGAAGGAAAAGAGAAGAAUAUGAUUGUCAAGCAGCACUUGAUCUUCAUCCUUUACAGCCUCUGUGCAAGCAUCUUUAAAGUGUCUGGGACGAAAAGCAAAGCAAAAGGUGGCCAAGGUCAGUUCCCCAUAACUCAGAAUGUGACGGUGGUGGAGGGGGGCACAGCCAACAUGACCUGUCGUGUGGAUUACAAUGAUAACACUUCCCUCCAGUGGUCAAACCCUGCACAACAGACCCUAUACUUUGGGGACAAGAAAGCCUUGAGGGACAACAGAAUUGAGCUGGUGCGAGCCUCGUGGCAGGAGCUCACCAUCAGAAUUAGUGACGUCAGCCUGUCAGACGAGGGCCAGUACACCUGCUCACUCUUCACCAUGCCUGUCAAGACCACCAAGGCCUUCCUCACCGUUCUGGGAGUGCCAGAACGACCAGAGAUUACAGGAUUCACCAAGCCUGCGUUGGAGGGGGACUUAAUCACCCUGACAUGCACCACAUUGGGUAGCAAACCAGCUGCCAACAUCCGGUGGUUCAGAAAUGACAAGGAAGUCCAAGGCACUAAGGAGGUGAAUGCCACAGGAAAAUCAUUCACAGUGAGGAGUACCCUCCAGUUCAAUGUGGACAGAGGAGACGAAGGAGUCGCCUAUACCUGCAGCGUGGAGCAUGUGUCUCUGUCCAAUCCCUACAUGACAACUGAGGUCCUGGAGGUCCACUAUGCUCCCUACCUGAAGAUCACACAUUCACUGGUAUUUCCACAGGAAGGGCAAUACUUCAAAUUGGAGUGUGAUUCCAUAGGCAACCCGAAACCUGAACCAGUAUUCUGGUCUAAAGAUGGAGGAGAGCUGCCAGACGUUGAGCGUAUGAUCGUGGAGGGCAGAGAACUAACUAUCACCACACUAAAUAAAACAGAUAAUGGCACGUACCGCUGCGAGGCCAGCAACCACCUCGGGACCAGCAGUGCUGAAUAUGUACUCUUUGUAUAUGCCAAAGACUUUCCAGGGCCCACAACAGAUCCUAAUGCUUUAGGACAACAGGGACCUGACCAUGCUUUAAUCGGUGGCGUCGUUGCAGUCGUGGUCUUUAUUACCUUGUGUUUGAUAAUCGUUCUUGGACGAUAUCUGGCCAGACAUAAAGGGACAUAUCUAACACAUGAGGCCAAAGGAGCAGAAGACGCUCCUGAUGCAGACACAGCUAUCAUCAACGCUGAGGGAAACCAUGUGCAUGCAGAGGAAAAGAAAGAGUACUUUAUUUAG